UCUGCUGCUCUCGUUGUAGUUAGCACCCAACGGGCCACCACACCUCUAGCCCCCGUUCCGUCUACGUAUUCAUUCAUAACGACUGAGUUGGAGGCAUCCCGAGUCAAAUCAACGUUCACGGCGCCGUUUACAUUAUCUGGCGCGGUUUCUGACUCCUCGACACCUUGAUGAAACCCGCUAAUAUAAAAAUGCGAACAUGGGCGAAUUAUCCAUGGUUCAGGCUCUUGAAGCCACGUCGGCAAGUCUCGAAAACAACAGUCGGGUGGCCUUCAACUUACCGACCCUCGAGUACCUAGGAACCUCUGCCUUCGAACUGACAAAUGGCCGAGCAGACACCGCAACGCAAUAUUUUUCCCCUUCUCGACGCCGCGUUGCAGGUUAUUGGGGGUGCCGUCGUUUACUACGCUCACAACAAGCCUGGACGCACGGGUAUUCCCGACCUAAGCACGCGGCCUUUAUCGUACCUAGCCUGUCUUACGUCGUAGAUGGCACCGCAUCAAUUACGGUAGCAGCAAGGAAUGACCGGUCCUCAUCCGACCUAACCAACUUGCCGAUCAGCGUCGCAGCCCCCGUUGCGCAACCGGUCACGCUAGCAGCGAAGAUCGUACGAGUUGGUGUAGACCUUGUCGAAGAACAAGGCCCCGUUGGGCGCGAUGAGGUACUAGUCCAGCCGGAUCUGUUGCCGUUGGGACGCCUACUGGGGCCGUGAGUGUGACACUAUUCUCGGGCGAGAAUGUGAGGGACAACUUUUACUUGAUGCUGGGGUCGCAUGGUGGUGAAGU
Messenger RNA from Durotheca rogersii, 782 nucleotides. RefSeq lists its product as uncharacterized. The record is from RefSeq and is a predicted model, not a curated record. The transcript has a single exon. Bases 197 to 709 code for a protein of 170 amino acids. Lineage: Eukaryota; Fungi; Ascomycota; Sordariomycetes; Xylariales; Xylariaceae.